AUGUUUUUUGGUAUAGCCUCGUUUGCAGCACGGCUUCUUAUUGGUAGAUUAGGCGACUGCAAAUGCGUCAGCUCCCUACACCUGAUACAAGUGGGUUCCCUUGGUGUAGCUAUCACCAUUUUGCUUCUUCCUUUGGCACGAGCUUACUCGGCCUUUGUGGUGUUUUCAAUUGUUGACGGAUUUCUUGAUGGUUUAAUUGGAUCCCAGAUCAAUCUCGUUCUUCUAACUACUGUUAGUCCACAAGUAAGAGCGACUGCCUUUGGUUAUGCCAACUGCCUUGUAUCACUAACUCUGACGAUUGGACCGUCUGUUGCAGGUCAGUAUUAGAGGGAUUGUGUUAUCUCAGCGGGUCACCCCACCUAACAUGUUAGUGCGAUUUAAUUGAAAUGAGAAAUUAUUUGGACGGGUGGGUUUUUGGCGGUUACCCCGACUAUGCGGGAUACCUCACCCACUGGGGAACUCCUAACUCCAUGUAUACGGCGGUUGAUCUUCACCGUACUAAACCUCUUAUUUCAUGGGUCCCAUAUAAUCUGCACUUCCAUUGUUUUCAGGGAUAGGGGCAUUGUUUGUCACAAUCCCUAUUGUUUCUCAAGCCAAUCACAAACAAUCUUUGAAGUAGGUGCAGAUCGCCCCUUAUACGGGCCCUAAACAGUCAAUAGAUCUUUUUAGCUGGUAUGUUUUGUUUCUUCCCAUUACAGGUCACGUGAUGAUAUUCUAGAGAACUGUUUUUUAAAACUAUUUCUUAUUCACGUGUAUAUCUUAGCAUAAUUUAUGAAGAGAUAGAGAGUCAAGUAACCCUGGGACACCCAUUAGGAAAACAAAGCAUACAAGCUAAAGAGGCCUAUUGUAAACAAACUUCCAGGAAGCUCCGAGAGAACCGUUAUGAGAUUUUCAAACCGAGACAAAAGAAAUGAAAAGAUACAUUAUUUGAUUGAUAUUUCAUGUGUUUUCAUUUAAUAAUGUUUGUAUGCAUGUAUGCACACAUGUAAUUGAAUAUAACCCAAUAUUUCUCUCACAGUAUUGUUUACUUUAACUUUUCAUUUCAUUUUCAUUGUUAUCAUUAUUUUAAUGUAUUCCUAAAUUUUCUUUUUUUGUUUGUUCGAUUUAAUCAAUUAUUUAAUUUUGGUGCGUAUAUUGUUCGAUGUACAUUGUCUACAAAAUUGUAAACUUGUUAGGACUUUGAAAAACUAACAAGCUGAGCUGCUUUAAAAAUUCCCAGUGACUUCAAUAAUCCGUAUUAUAACCGUUUUCAAAUUUUCAGGCAUUUUCGCUUUUUUCGUCUUCAAUAACACUUUAUAGGUAUUCUAGCGGACAAAUCAAACUCCUACAUUCCAGCGUUUUACCUGGCGGGAAGUGAAGUGCUUCUUGGUUCAUGUAUUACCUUCCUUUUAUGUUUCUCUAAACUGGAACCAAAGCAA
Messenger RNA from Porites evermanni, 1418 nucleotides. Lineage: Eukaryota; Metazoa; Cnidaria; Anthozoa; Scleractinia; Poritidae. The record is from the annotation of a GenBank genome assembly.